This is a messenger RNA of Etheostoma cragini (Arkansas darter), 1146 nucleotides long. RefSeq names its product POP7 homolog, ribonuclease P/MRP subunit (gene pop7). Gene Ontology annotation, molecular function: nucleic acid binding. Lineage: Eukaryota; Metazoa; Chordata; Actinopteri; Perciformes; Percidae. The transcript has 2 exons. The record is from RefSeq and is a predicted model, not a curated record. Gene Ontology annotation, biological process: tRNA 5'-leader removal. Gene Ontology annotation, cellular component: ribonuclease MRP complex; nucleolar ribonuclease P complex; nucleus. Bases 144 to 596 code for a protein of 150 amino acids.
AUUCUCCGUGCUACUACUUCCGGUAUAAACAGGAAAAGAACUGCUGCUUUGGCUACUGGUACAGAAAUACAGACGUUAGCGAUGAGAUAAGGCACUUAUUGCUGCUUGGGAUUAUUUUCUAAAGCACAUAUCCACUGAGAAACAUGACCGAGCCACGCAGCCCAGGAAUGUCCUCUAUCCAGACAGCCCCAGUGCACACUGACUCCGCCCCUCCGGCUGUUGAGAUGGACCCAGUGGAGUACACCCUCAGGAAGCGCCUCCCCCGGAAACUCCCAAAGAGACGGAACGAUGUCUACGUUAACAUGAAGACUGACUUCCGGGCUCAGCUGGCACGCUGUCAGAAGCUGCUGGAGGGUGGGGGUCACAGGGAGAUCUGCGUUCACGGCCUGGGCCUGGCCAUCAACAGGGCUAUCAACAUCGCCCUUCAGCUGCAGGCCAGCAGCCAGGGGGCGCUGCAGCUGGCAGCCAACACCUCCACGGUGGAGCUCGUGGACGACCUGGAACCUGAAGAUCCAGAUGACGCCGGGGAGCCCAUGACGCGUACGCGCAAUAACUCGGCCAUUCAUAUUAAGGUGUUCUACCCUGACCCGCAGUGAGCAUAAGAGGGAUGUGUCGGGCAGAGGUUGACCAUGAGACCAAUGAAACAUUGUUGGCUUGGGGGGAGGUGGAAGACCUACUUUGACUGCAGAAUGGGGCAUGCUACUGUGAUGGAAUACUCCAACUGGGACAACUUUAGUUGAUUGAUAUAUUAAGCUUUUGCCAUGUGUCAAGCCUGUUUCAAAUUGUGGCUGUUUUUCCUUUUUUACUUUGCAUGUUUUGACGCAACAAUGGUAUUCAGGUGAAACCUCCAUAUUAUUUAAUAGCUACUUCAGGGCUGUGCCAAAUGUAAAUGUAAAACAUUUUUAUUUUUAAAGGUUAUGUGCUGUAAGUGUUUCCGAUUUCAUAUCUGUUUUUAAACAUACAAUUAAUUUAAAAACUGAGGAAUCCUAAUUUACAUUUCAAGCAGGUGUUGUACUUAAUGUCCACUAGAUGUCAGUAGUUUAAAUCUAUUCAAAUUUGGUUUUAGAUUAUUGGACUGCAGGUGGUGUUCAACUCCGCUGACCUGAAUAAGACAAAGCUAAUGAAUGAAAUGGACAGACUUCCCCA